AAUAUAUUAUCCAGUAGACAAAUGAUGAGUAAAAAAAGAACAAUAAACUCCAAGUAUUUUUCAAGCGUUUUCUUUACAAAUACAUUUUGUAGCUAGCAACAGAUAGGACAUUUAGCUCAUAAGUUAUAUAACAACUUUUGCCAGUAUGAAUAAAACGUAAACAAGAUAAAUGUUUAUUGAUUGCAUAAGUAGUUUUAUUACUGAUAUCUGAAUAUAAUGUCCAAAGUACAUUUUCAAUAAUUGUUUCGGCGAUAUGAGAAUAAAUCGUGACAAAACGAGGUUAUACGGGAGCAAAUCUUUGAAUUUGCUAAUAUGACACAUGCAAAUUCAUUUAUUUUGAGUACUUUAAACAAUGGAAUUCAAAAAGUGGUGCUUAAUAAACCGGCGAAAAAGAAUGCGCUUUCGCCUCAAAUGUGUAAGGAAUUGAUAACACUUCUAAAUGAAUCUGUUGCGAACAACGAUGUAUUAAUAUUUGUAUUAACAGCAAAUGGAGAUUUUUUUAGCAGUGGCAAUGAUAUAACUGCCUCAAUGCAAAAUAGUGCGAUUGCUAUUGGUACAAUCAAAGAAUUAAUCGAUACUAUAAUUACAUACCCAAAACUUUUAAUAGCUGUUGUAAAUGGACCAGCGUUAGGAAUAGCAACUACAAUAUUGGGAAUUUUUGAUAUAGUUUAUGCUUCAAAUAAGGCAUAUUUUUAUACACCCUUUAGUGCUUUGGGUCUUGUUGCCGAAGGAUGUUCUUCAUAUACGUUCCCAAAAUUAUUGGGACAUUCUAAAGCUGGAGACAUGUUAUAUUUGGGAUAUAAGAUGAGUGCUCAAGAAGCUAAACAACAUGGUUUUGUCAGCGAAGUAUAUAAUCAUGAUUCUCUUGAAGAAGUAUGGAAUUAUUUGAACAAGAUAGCUACACUUUCUCCAGAGUCAAUAUUGGCGACUAAACGAUUGAUGCGUAAAUGGAAUAAGGAGAUAUUAUUAAAAGUUAAUGAGGAAGAAAUAAACGAAGUGAUAAAACGAUUUGAGUCUAAUGACUUAUAUGAAAGGACGUUGAAUUUCUUAUCACGGAAAAAUAAGCUUUAAAAUAACAAUAUGAAAUAUUUUAUAUUAUUUUUUAAAUAAAUUACAGAUAUUGACAUUUGAUAUGUAUUUUAAAAUGUAUAUAAAAUGUUUAUGAAAUGUAUGUAUAAUGGAAUAUAUUUUUAAAUAUCACAAU
This is a messenger RNA of Pogonomyrmex barbatus (red harvester ant), 1204 nucleotides long. Its product is annotated as enoyl-CoA delta isomerase 2. The record is from RefSeq and is a predicted model, not a curated record. NCBI's taxonomy places the organism in Eukaryota, Metazoa, Arthropoda, Insecta, Hymenoptera, Formicidae.